This is a messenger RNA of Dinoponera quadriceps, 2154 nucleotides long. RefSeq lists its product as uncharacterized. The annotation marks the transcript as partial. The transcript is spliced from 10 exons. The record is from RefSeq and is a predicted model, not a curated record. Lineage: Eukaryota; Metazoa; Arthropoda; Insecta; Hymenoptera; Formicidae.
GAGAACGAGGCGGUGGUGCCAGAGGGCUGGCCUCUGACGUUAGGCGGCAGCGGCCUCCUCCUGCAGCUGGGUGAGCUCGAGGCCUCCGCGCUACGUCUCGGGGAAUGUUACCUCUGCGUACGCAGCGCGGCUGCAACUGCGACUGCAACCACCUCGUCGGUCAGCGGCGUCACGGCCGCCGGUGAAGCCGCCGAGCAGAAUACCGUUGAGAUAGCAGUGGUCUGGCGAGCGACGUCGAUGAGGGCGCCGGGAAUUUUGGGUUGGGACCGCGAGGACGAGUUCAUGGACUGGCGGGACCUGACGAGCAAGGGUCAGUCGAGCUCGUCGGGCGCUGCGAGCACGAGCCUCGGCGGAUCUCAGUCCUCGGCCGGGAUGAAGGCGGCUCGGCCGCGCCGGAGGUCGCGCGAAGAGGCGCGUCCGAGGACGCGCGAGACCAGCAGGAGCAACGCCGAGCAUCGCCGCGAGGAGACCCGGUCGAUCGACAGGCUGGAGCGCGAGGAUCGGACGAUCGACCGCGAAGCCGGCCAUCACACCGCCACGGUGAUGAAGUCGCGCUCCGCGUCCAGCGUAGACGCCUGGAAGGAGGAGCUCGACGGCGACCUCGAGCGCGGCCCGAGUCGCAGGGCGCACCACCCCAGGAACUCCUCUAGUCCGACCGGCGACGAGAGCCGCGCCAAAGUGAAGCGUUGCGCCAAGGUGGUCUCCACCAUCACCAUGGAGAAGUGGAAGGAGAGCAGCAGGUGCGAGACGCGCAGCAGGUCGGUCGCACCGGAGGACCUGAAGAGCCCGUUGCUCUUCGAGGAGAGUGUGCUGCGGCAGAACGACAGCGCCGCGAAGGAACUCGAGGACAGGCUGCGCAACGCGGGCGGCCCGGACGACGUCAGCGACGAGGAUCUGCCGGCGUACAUUGGCAAUCUGCUCGUCACCGUCGAGAGAAAGAUCGAGAGGGUCUCGCUCGACGACAUGACGUUCCCCUGCCCGGCUUGCAGGAACAUCGACACGGACGAUCCGCUGUUGGGCUGCAGAUGCGCCGGCGACGACUGCGGCUGCGGCGCCGGCGAGGACAACUGCGACUGUGCCUCCGUGACGGUCUCGCGGAAGGAACAGUCCGCGAAGAGCUUCGAGGUCGCCGGAAUCAAACAUAUCGACAGCGACGACGAGGAGGAAGUACGGAUGGGAUUCGGCACCAAAAAGCGAGUCGACGAGGUAGCAUCGCCGAGGUCUAUCCACGACUUGCCGGAACACGUUCUCACAUGCGGCCUGACGCUUCCCGGAUACACGGACGUCGCCGGGAGACCGGUCAUCGAGUUCGAGGACAAUGUGUCCACGAGGGAAGCCGUCUCCGUACGAGAGACAUCGUCUUUUCUGCUCUACCUCGCCCGUCUACCCAGCACCGACCAUACGAAGGACGGCUUCACCGUCUUCGUACGCGGCGAUUCCAAGGAGGGCCUGGACUUCGUGGACAACGUGUUGCUUCUGCUGCAGGACAGGAUCAAUGUCACCCAGACUCUAGUGUUUCGGGCAGCCACAGCAACGGACGGCCCGACGGUCGAGUCUUUCUUACCUCUCAGUAGCGUCCAGACCGUCGUCGUGAAUGACGCCACUCUCGCCAAGUAUAUUCCCAGGCGGGAAGAAAAUCACGACCAGAUGCAAUGGAUCGCUUUUUAUAAGGAGUACGACGGCCUCAUGACGGAGUGGCAAUCAGCCGGUCGCAGAUUGGCCCUCGAAAUGUCGGAGCUGAAGGAAUGCACGAGCCUGUCCGGCACUUUGACGCCUCUCGGUCGGCUCCUCACGGACCCCACAUUGAGAAGAACGUCUAGAGAUGCCGAAGAGGCCAUCACCGCGCUCGAGGAACGCGCGGCCCCGCUUCUGCACGUCGAGCACGUUAGAUUGUCGGUGAAACGAGCCCGGAGACUGGUGGAGGAGGUGGGUAAGGCCGCCACCAGGCUGGAGUCAUCGUUCGAGUCGCGACGCGCGACUAUCCGCAAUCUCGCUGUUCUACGGAGCAUCGAGGAUCAGGCGCACGAGAUAUUAUCGUGGCUCUGCAAGAAAGGCGAGGACAUCCUGUCGAAGCACGCACAGCACACGGCGACGAGCUUGGCGUCGGCGCGGCUUCACGAGCGGGAAUUCGAGAAGUUUUACUUCACGUCGAUG